AGAAGUGCCCAGGUGAGGUGCGUGGGAGUUGCAGUAUAAGGCAGGUGUCUGGGCCGCCCUCCCCACACACCGCUCGUCGCCUCGCUGCCAUGAACACCCUGGCACAACUGCUGACCGUCGUCCUCUGCUGGGGAUGCCUGAAGGUGUCGGCAUCAGCCAGUCAGCUCCACAGGGUGAACCGCGACGGGGUGGUGUACGCGGCGGCGCCUCAAGAGCGGGGAUCGUACUCUGUGGGCGCUGCAGGAGGGCAGUACAACUAUGGCUACAACACAGGUGAUGGGAUAGCCAAGGUGGAGGUGAGGCAACCUGACGGAUCCAUCGUCGGCUCCUACCGCUACUUCGACCCGACUGGGAAACAGGUGGUUCGCUCGUACAUAGCCGACAAAAGGGGCUUCCGGGUGCUGGGCAACGACCUCCCCAUCAGCCCAGACACCCCGGCGUCAAAGAUCCACGGACUCCAUGCCUUCACUGGCGCCGUGGAAGGCACCAGCGAGUUUGCAAUCCCUCCACCUCUGGGACCCAACACCGUGCAACAGACCCAUAGUGUACAGCUGCAGCAACAGCAGGCACAUCAAAAGUUACAGCAGCAGCAACUACAGGAGAAGCUCGUGCAGCAGUCACAACAACAACAGCAACUACAGGAACAGCUGGUGCAGAAACAACAGGAAGUGUACCGAAAACAGCAACAGCAGCUGGAGGAACAGAGGCGACAGCUUCAGCUCCAACAAGAAAAACUCGAGGCCUUGCAGAGGGAGCUGGAGACACAGCAGCUGAAGAUCCAACAACAAAUACAGCAGCCACAGUUCCCAUAUCAACAACAGCAGCUUCCGGUACAACAACAACCGCAGCCUUUCCAGAUGUCUACCCAGCAUCACUACCAGACGUCCAUCCUGCCCCAGCAACAAGGUCUCCCACACACCAAGAACCACCUGACGGGCGGCAUCACCUCCCCUUAUUUCCUCUUCGACCGUCAGAUCAACUAUGACUUCCCAGCUGGCUUCGCUUACCUGGGGAUGCCAACCAUCACCUCACCUGCCAGCAACACACCUUACCCUAAAUCAUCCUACGUAAUAGGUCAAUCUCGCUAGGGCCUUCCUGAUGCAACUGAUUCAGAGAGAGAGAGAGAGAGAGAGAGAGAGAGAGUCAUAUGAUUUCACGACCGACCACUCUGCUGACGUUGUACUUCUCAUAAUAUAAAGUACAGAAUGACUAACAAGAACACCAGUUGUACUUCACGGACGCUCGAGAUGUACUUAUACAUUUUAAAUAAUUGUUUAUUAGUAAAUACAGAAGAUAUAUAUUACCUCACUUAUCCAAUACCAAAGUUCUUUCUCCUAACUUUACACGAAGCACAGUUCACACGUUUUUCAGUCCUAACAGGCCCCAGUCCUAACAGGCCCCAGUCCUAACGGGCCCCAGUCCAAACAGACUACAGUCCUAACAGGCCCCAGUCCUAACAGGUCCAAGUCCUAACAGGUCCCAACCUAACCUACCAUAAGAAUUAGGGGCUACUCCUAAUGCGGCCCUUAAUUUAAAGGGUUUCAUUACUACUAGACCCUAAUCUUGAUGCUUAGGUUUGAUUAGGGCUUACCGGGGUCUAUUUGGGCUACUGGGGCCUAUUUGGGACCUACUGGAGUCUAUUUGGGACCUACUGGAGCCUAUUUGGGCCUACUGAAACCUAUUUAGGGCCUACUGGAGCCUAUUUGGGCCUACUGAAACCUAUUUAGGGCCUACUGGAGCCUAUUUAAGACUUAUUUGGUCUUACUGGGGACUAGUUGGGACUAUUUAGGGCUGAGGACUUAACACCCUCUUCACUCUAACACUGAAUGGGGUCCACAGUCUACACCAGUGACUUGGGGUCAAUAACCAGGUGGUGGGGGGUCAGGGGUCAAGUGAUCAAGGGGUCAAGGGGUCAAGGGGUCGUCUGGUGGUGGGUUUUAAUGAUGUCAUUGUCUAUUGUUACCCGUGUCUCUUAACUCAGGACCUGUACCUGUUUAUAUCUUGUUAUGAACGUGUAUAAUACAUAGGGAGGGAGGAGUCACUAUUUUCUCCUCCUCUUUGUUGGAUGAUACAUGAGGAGGGAGUUUAGUGUGUGUAUCUCUUACCACGUGUUAUACAUAGGUUCAAUCGCUGUCAGUGUUUAUACAUGAUACAUGGGUCAGUCACUUUGUGUUUCCUCCAUGUAUACAUUGAUAUAAUACACCGUAACUAAACCUUUAAUAAUCUUCAGGCAUAAAUGUGUCUUGAUUUUGUUAUGUAUUAAUAAAUUUAUCUUAAAACAAA
This is a messenger RNA of Homarus americanus (American lobster), 2283 nucleotides long. Its product is annotated as probable basic-leucine zipper transcription factor N. Bases 90 to 1088 code for a protein of 332 amino acids. The transcript is spliced from 3 exons. Gene Ontology annotation, molecular function: structural constituent of chitin-based larval cuticle. Lineage: Eukaryota; Metazoa; Arthropoda; Malacostraca; Decapoda; Nephropidae. Gene Ontology annotation, cellular component: chitin-based extracellular matrix. The record is from RefSeq and is a predicted model, not a curated record.